CCACCUGCCAGCGAUUGACGUACAAGGGGCGCGGCUACAACUCUCGGCCAAUCGGAUACGCUUGCUCCCCGGAAUGUACCAUCCCAGCCGUGGGGGGCGUGGUCGGCCGGGAGCCGUCAGAAUGAGUGUUCCGCCCAGAGCAGAGCAGGCAGCCGCCGGGGAUGAGAUCCUGAGACCCCCGUGUGUGUCCGGUGACCCCGCCAUGGAGCUAUUCCAGGCCAAGGACCACUACAUCCUACAGAGCGGGGACAGCGCCCUGUGGUGCAGCCGCCACGAUGGAACCCUAAGCUCACGGCUAGCCACGGAUCUGCUGCUCGCGUGGAACCCCAUCUGCUUGGGACUCGUGGAUGGGAUUAUCGGAAAGGUCCAGCUUCACACAGAUCUCCCAUGGUGGCUUCUUCUGAUUCGCCAGAAAUCUCUGGUCGGGAUCCUGCCGGGUGGGCAUGAGAUUUAUAAGAUCACAAAGAUCGCCGCCCUGCCGCUGUCCAGCGCCGAGCCGCAGGAUCUGGACCUGGAGCUCUGCAAGAAGCAUCAUUUCGGGAUCCACAAGCCGGAGAAGAUCUCUCAGUCUCCGGACGACUCCAAGUCUCUCCUCAAGACGUUCACUCAGAUCAAAUCCAACGUGUCGGCUCCCAAUAAGAGAAAGGUAAUGGAUAAAGAGAGUAAAGAGAAGGAGAAGUUGGAGCGGCGGCUGCUGGAGGAACUUCUCAAGAUGUUCGUGGAUUCCGACUCGUUCUAUUACAGCCGGACCUACGACCUGACCAACUCCGUCCAGCGGCAGAGCGCGGGGGAGGGGAGGGGGCGGCCGCUGUGGCAGAGGGUCGAUGACCGAUUCUUUUGGAACAAACACAUGAUCCAGGACCUCAUAGACCUCCAGGACCCGCACGGGGGCUUCUGGAUCCUGCCCGUCAUUCAGGGCUUCGUGCAGAUCGAGGAGCUGGUGGUUAAUUAUAACGAGACGUCCGACGAUGAGAAGAGCAGCCCGGAGACCCCCCCUCAGGAGCCGACCUGCGUCGACGACAUCCACCCUCGCUUCCUGGUGGCUCUGAUAUCGCGCAGGAGCAGACACCGGGCCGGUAUGAGGUACAAGCGCCGAGGAGUGGAUAAAAACGGACACGUGGCAAACUAUGUGGAAACGGAGCAGCUGAUCCACGUCCACAGUCACACCCUGUCCUUCGUGCAGACGCGCGGCUCCGUGCCGGUCUUCUGGAGUCAGGUGGGAUACCGGUACAACCCCCGGCCGCGCCUGGACAAGGGUGAGAAAGAAACCAGUCAGUACUUCUGUCUGCAUUUCAAGCAGGAGCUGGAGGUAUACAGGAGACAGGUCCUCGUUAAUUUGGUUGAUCAGACCGGGAGAGAGAAGAUUAUCGGAGACGCUUAUCUCAAGCAGGUCUUAAUGUUUAACAAUCCUGGGCUCACCUACGUGACGUUCGACUUCCAUGAGCACUGCCGUGGGAUGAAGUUUGAAAAUGUCCAGACGCUGACAGACGCCAUCAGCGAUAUCAUCGUGGAUAUGAAGUGGUGCUGGGUGGAUCAGGCUGGGGUCAUCUGCAGACAGGAGGGGAUUUUCCGGGUAAACUGCAUGGAUUGCUUGGACCGAACGAACGUCGUGCAGGCGGCCGUCGCUCGCAUCGUCAUGGAGCAUCAGCUGAAGAAGCUCGGCGUGAUGCCCCCGGAGCAGCCGCUGCCGAUGAAAUGUUACCGUCUGUACCAGAUCAUGUGGGCGAACAACGGGGACGCCAUCAGCCGGCAGUACGCGGGAACCGCUGCACUCAAGGGGGAUUUCACUCGCACCGGGGAGAGGAGACUCGCCGGAGUGAUGAAGGACGGAGUGAACUCUGCAAACAGAUAUUACCUGAAUCGCUUUAAGGACGCGUACCGGCAGGCGGUGAUAGACCUGAUGCAGGGAAUUCCGGUCACCGAGGACCUUUACUCCAUCUUCACCAAGGAGAAGGAGCACGAAGCGCUGCACUGGCAGAGCCAACGGAGCCACCAGGAGCUCAUCAGCCAACUGCUGCAGAGUUACAUGGAGCUGCUGCUGCCGGACGACGAGAAGUUCCACGGGGGCUGGGCCCUCAUAGACUGCGACCCCAGCCUCAUCGAUGCCACUCACACGGAUGUCGACGUUCUGCUCCUGCUCUCUAACUGCGCUUAUUACGUGGCCUACUACGACGACGAGGUGGAUAAAGUGAGUCAGUAUCAGCGGCUGAGUCUGGACGAUCUCGAGAAGAUUGAGAUUGGACCUGAACCGACGUUCUUCGGGAAGCCCAAAUUCUCGUGCAUGCGCCUUCACUACAGAUACAAAGGGAGCGGUGGCUACUUCCACACCCUGAGGGCCGCCGUGCGAAACCCCGAGGAAGACGGCAAAGACACCCUCCUGUGUAUAGCGGAGAUGCUGCGCAUCACCAAACAGGCCGCCGGCUCCGACCUGCCCAUCAUCGAGAAAAAGCUGGAAAGGAAGAGCAGCAAACCCCACGAGGAAAUAAUGGGAAUUCGUUCCAAAAGCCAGAGACUGGGGAUCAACAAUAUGGGCCCCGGCUUGGCCCAGGGGAAGAACUUCCUGAUGAGCAAAUUCUCCUCUCUCAACCAGAAAGUCAAACAGACCAACAUCGGCAGCUUCCGCAAGCUGGGCGCCUUCAACAAGACGGAGGUCAAGGGCUUCCUCAAACCCAACCUGCAGGUCAACCUGUGGAAAUCCGACAGCAGCUUGGAAAAUCCCAGCGCGGAGGGCAAAGGUCACAUCGAGUCUGACCUGGAAAAUUCCUCCGAUAACGAGUCCUUCCAUUCCGACGAAUUCAUCCCCAAAUCCGACGACGAGGGGCACCUGACCGGCUCCCUGGAGAACAUUGGCCAAGGAGACUACGUCCUGCCGAGCUGCGGGAUCAUUGCUUCCGCCCCGCGUCUGGGAAGCCGGUCGCAGUCGGUCAGCAGCGCCGAGCUCAAUCUCCACAUUCCCACCGCGAUCCACGUUACCCGGUGCAGCGAGCCCGGCGGCCACGGACCGUCCCCGGAGGACGAUGUCCUCAUAGACUUUGGCACCCCCAUCGCUGCCUACUGCCACCAGUUUGUCCACGAUGCGCAGACCAAAGGCGGCCAGCAGGAGACGAGCAAUAAAGAGGAAAAAAUGGACCAAGGUGAAUCCGGCCAUAAUUCUCCCGGAAUUCCAGACAACGCAGCCAAAUCCAGUGAGGAGCAGCCCUCGCGACCUUCCCAACUGGACGUGCCCGCGACCGGCUCGAGCUCCCUGCUGUUACCCGCGGAACCGUCUCUGUCGGGCAGAGCGAGUCCUUCCUCCGGCCCGGCAUCGGCAGCUUCGCCAGCCGACGGCAACAGCGGCCGAGCGGUGUCUCCGUUUGCCAAGAUCCGGAGCUCGGUAGUCCAAGUGGCCAGUAUGACCCAGGCUGGUCUGACCCAAGGGAUCAACUUCGCCGUCGCAAAAGUCCAAAAGAGCCCAGAACCCGACGCGGCGUCCGGCGCCAAACAGAAUGACUUCAAAGAAAUGUUCACGCAAUGCCAGACGCGCAUCAUACAGAUAUGAUUGUAACAUUCC
Messenger RNA from Spea bombifrons (plains spadefoot toad), 3550 nucleotides. It is a transcript of the gene INPP5F, whose product is annotated as inositol polyphosphate-5-phosphatase F. Gene Ontology annotation, molecular function: phosphatidylinositol-4-phosphate phosphatase activity. Lineage: Eukaryota; Metazoa; Chordata; Amphibia; Anura; Pelobatidae. The transcript is spliced from 20 exons. Gene Ontology annotation, biological process: regulation of endocytic recycling; phosphatidylinositol dephosphorylation. The coding region runs from base 74 to 3538 and encodes 1154 amino acids. The record is from RefSeq and is a predicted model, not a curated record. Gene Ontology annotation, cellular component: early endosome; clathrin-coated endocytic vesicle.